Entrophospora candida is the source of this 1548-nucleotide messenger RNA. The record is from the annotation of a GenBank genome assembly. NCBI's taxonomy places the organism in Eukaryota, Fungi, Glomeromycota, Glomeromycetes, Entrophosporales, Entrophosporaceae.
AUGGAUGUUAAUCCGUCACAAAAUAGCUCUCAAUAUCAAGGUGAUUAUUGGAGCCAGAAUAACGAAUUUUCUUACCCCAACAUUAAUAAUGACAUUAAUAAUGAAUCAAGCAUUAAAGUUGAACCAAUAAACCGUGCUUCAGAUUUAGCAAAUAAUUUUUUAUCUACUCUCACUCUUCCUACUGAUUUAUAUACGAAAACUGAAGAAAAUGCUGAUCAAAUGGUUUUUCAUACAAAUGAAGACCAAAUUUUUCAUCAUCGUGAUCGUACUCAUGAAAGAAGUGAACAACAUCGAUCCAAAGAAAAUGAUGAUUGGGACUGUCUAACUCCUAUUAAUAGAAGAAGAAGGAAGUUAAACAAUUGGGAUGUGGCACCACCAGGAUAUGAAGGAAUGACAGCAGAGCAGGUUAAAGCCACAGGAUUUUUUCCACUUCCUGGACAACCUGCCACUACAAGACCAUCAGCGGUCCCAAAUUCCCCAAUAAUAUCUGGAAUGGAUCCAUCAAGGGCAGCAAUGAUAUUGGGUAUGACACAUGAGCUUCCACCGCAGUCUAAAGUUAGUCAGGGAGCAGCAGGUCCAGUUGCACAGACUGCAUCAUUAGCAAGACAGGCUAGACGACUUUAUGUUGGUAAUAUUCCAUAUGGUAUUGAUGAGAAUGGCUUAUCAGAAUUUUUCAACACUACAAUGCUUCAAUUGAAUAUUACUACUGCAUCUAGCAAUCCAGUUACAGCUGUUCAAAUCAAUCAUGAUAAAAACUAUGCAUUUGUUGAAUUUCAUGCACCUGAAGAAGCUACAGCUGCAAUGGCAUUUGAUGGAAUUACAUUUCAAGGUCAAUCAUUAAAGAUUCGUCGGCCAAAAGAUUAUCAACCUCCACCUGGGCAAAAUCUUGAGCCACCACCAAUACAUGUGCCAGGAGUUGUAUCUACAAAUGUACCAGAUAGCCCAAAUAAAAUCUUUAUUGGUGGUCUACCAACCUAUUUAAAUGAUGAACAAGUUAUGGAACUUUUAAAAUCUUUUGGAGAAUUGAGAGCUUUCAAUUUAGUUAAAGAUACUUUAUCAUGUGUCUCUAAGGGAUUUGCAUUUUGUGAAUAUGUUGAUCCAAGUGUGACAGAUUUAGCUUGUCAAGGUUUAAAUAAUAUGGAGCUUAGUGAUCGUAAAUUAGUAGUUCAGAGAGCUAGUAUUGGAUCAGCUAAGAACUUGGGUGUUUCAAUGGUUCUACCAUCUUCAGUUCUUAUUCCAGCUGGAAAUGGAGAAAUGCAGCCAACUACUGUUCUUCAACUUCUUAAUAUGGUUACUCCUGAGGAAUUAGUAGAUGAUGAAGAAUAUGAAGAUAUAGUUGAGGAUGUUAGAGAAGAAUGUUCUAAGUUUGGUUCUAUCAUUGAUAUGAAAAUUCCUAGGCCAGGCCAAUCAACUACUGGUAUUUUUGUAAGGUUUGAUUCUGCAGAGGCAGCUGGUAUAGCACUUCGAGCACUUGCAGGAAGAAAGUUUGCUGAACGUACAGUUCUUACAUCAUAUUUUAGUUUAAAAAUAAAAUAUGUUAUAAAUUAA